Molecule: messenger RNA, 1019 nt
Organism: Indicator indicator
Lineage: Eukaryota; Metazoa; Chordata; Aves; Piciformes; Indicatoridae
Gene: PECR
Product: peroxisomal trans-2-enoyl-CoA reductase
Exons: 8
Coding region: 1-906 (301 amino acids)
Biological process (GO): phytol metabolic process
Cellular component (GO): peroxisome
Molecular function (GO): trans-2-enoyl-CoA reductase (NADPH) activity
Source: RefSeq, a predicted model, not a curated record
AUGGCGGUGGCGCGUGGGCUGCUGGCGGCGGGGCUGUUCCGCGGGCGGGUGGCCAUCGUCACCGGCGGCGGCACCGGCAUCGGCAAGGCCAUCGCCGCCGACCUGCUGGCCCUAGGUUGCAGUGUUGUUAUUGCCUCUCGUAAACUUGACCGAUUAGAAGCUGCUGCAGAAGAACUGAAUAAAACAUUUUCUUCCAUGAGUCCUGCCAAAGUGACUCCCAUACAGUGCAAUAUCCGCAAAGAAGAUGAGGUAGAAGCUUUGGUGAAGUCUACACUGAAUCUUCAUGGGAGGAUUGACUUCCUGGUGAAUAAUGGAGGGGGACAAUUUGCAAGUCCUUCUGAAGCCAUCCGUGCAAAAGGCUGGCAUGCUGUGAUAGACACAAAUCUGACAGGGACCUUCUACUGCUGCAAAGCAGUGUACAAUGCCUGGAUGCGGGAACAUGGAGGUGUCAUUGUCAACAUUACUGCUGCUGUGAGAAAUGGGUUUCCUGGAAUGUCGCAUACAGGAGCUGCAAGAGCAGCAGUGGAAAACCUAACGAAGAGUUUAGCUUUAGAAUGGGCCCACAGUGGAGUAAGAAUCAACAGUGUUGCUCCUGGACUAGUGUUUUCAGAAACUGCUGUUGCAAACUAUGGAGAACAAGGACCAGUGAUGUGGUUAAACAACAUACCAAAGAUUCCUGCCAAGAGGGCAGCAGUUCCUGAGGAGAUCUCUCCUGCAGUAUGUUUCCUGCUAUCUCCAGCUGCUUCCUUCAUAACUGGAAUAACCAUGAUUGUGGAUGGAGGCCAAAGUUUAUAUAGCCAUACCCUAGAAAUACCUGAUCAUGACAGAUGGCCCUCGCCACCAGGAGGAAAAAAUACUGAAAUGCUUAAAGAGUUUCUUUCUGGCAAGUUCAAGCCAAAGCUCUAGAAGAAUAGGAUUUCACCUCGUUCCCAACUGCACGCUUGCUGAUAAUCUCACUUUGUGAUUUGGGAUUAGUAUUCUCAGCAAUGUAACUUUUUUUGUUCAUACAUAACUACAGA